Pseudophryne corroboree (corroboree frog) is the source of this 693-nucleotide messenger RNA. It is a transcript of the gene EXOC1L, whose product is annotated as exocyst complex component 1 like. The transcript is spliced from 3 exons. The record is from RefSeq and is a predicted model, not a curated record. Bases 1 to 513 code for a protein of 170 amino acids. NCBI's taxonomy places the organism in Eukaryota, Metazoa, Chordata, Amphibia, Anura, Myobatrachidae.
AUGUCAUCCCUCUUAAAGGAAGACAUGGUGAAAAAACUUUUUAAACCACAAGGACAUACUUUGUGCGAGUUCAUUGAGACAAAGUCCAAAUUCAAGGAGAGGUUUUAUCUGUGCACAUCAGUGGCUAAGGAGGAAGUUCACAUAUCCUUGGUAAAACAUUUCAGAGCAUGUCUAGAUGAAAAAUAUGAAGUGAUUGAGAUGUGGCUUCUUAAAGAUCUUGUGUACAUUGAUGGAAAAGAACCAGAAACAGACAACCCACAUUUUGACAUGAUGUUUGACGAAGUGUGCAAUGUGGAAGCCUACAGCUGUGCCUCAAAAUACGCCUUUGCUCGGAGUUUAGUUAAACUUAACACUCUCUACACCAAGAAGGACAUCAAAGUUAUUAAUUUUGACUCUUCCUACAUAGAAGAAGGAGUAAUCUGGUCUUCAAACAAUGGCGACUGUUUAGUACUAAUGAGGAUAUGCUUUUACGCCUCUAACCUACUGUGCUUAUCAUUAUGUCCUAUGCCGUAGGCACUGGCAGUGUGGCUAACAAUGAUUAGGUGACCUAAUUCAGCGAUCUAAUAGAAGUGAUAUAGGAACUGCAACUAAGUCUGUCUAGAUUACCAGUGAUAGUGUUAGAGCAUGCACAGAUUAGGUUCUAGAUUUAAUGAGUAAUGCAAUGUGAGUGUAGUUGCUACUGGACAUCUAGAG